AUACGAGUUGAUAGGGAGCGGAGAGGAGCGUCAUCUGCAUAUUGUUGAAUUCCGUGACGAAAGACGUACAUACGUCUUUGCCAAGCCACUGAACAUGGAUUCUGGUGGUAUUGUCGUGGCUGAUGGAGACGGAGGGCCGUGUGUUCCAUCUCGAAUAGCCACACACAGUCCGCAACAAACAGCUCGUUUUGUGUCUCCUGAUGUGGAAGAAACAGAGGCGGAUAAACUCAGAAAACGGCUGAACACAUAUGCUCACUGGUCGAGCAGAAAGAGUGCUUUGCAACUUGCAACUGCAGGUUUCAUCUACACUGGCAUCACAGACAAGGUGGAAUGCCAGUCGUGUGGUAUUCGACUCUACAACUGGCAAGACGACGAGGAGCCUCUCCAAGCACACAAGAAAUAUGCUCCGGAUUGUGAAUUCAUGAUAAAACAUUUUCCCCAGAUCAAAGCGCCACCUAAACCCAAGAAAAUCCUUAGUGUGAAAUACCCUCAAUACUCUGAUUAUGAAUCCCGCUUGAGGAGUUUUGACUCCUGGCCUCUGAAGUGUGUAGCCCAGAAACCCGAAAUGAUGGCCCGGUCAGGCUUUUUCUACAUAGGCUCGGCUGACCGGGCAAGGUGUUUCCACUGCGGUGUGACGCUGAGAGACUGGGACACCGACGACUAUCCACCAUGUGCACACCGACAAUGGUCAGAAAACUGCCCCUACGUUCAACAGUUAGAUGUUGAUGGAAUGAAAAAGGAGAUCGAAGGAUGGGAAAGGGAGGAAAAAUUGAGGAUACAGUUCCAAAAUUCAACAUUUAUUGACUGUAGUGCAAGUAGAGGUUUCAUUGAUACAAGGUGUGAUAUUGUCGUCGACGGGCCGCCACAGCCGGAAGCCUCAUAUGCCACGAACCCUACCCCUGUCAUUUCUCAAGCGUCAGAGGUUUCCGACGAGUUCGAAACAAACCCGGCAAUCAUGGCGGUUGUCGAAUGGGGCGUUUCGAGGGAUCAAAUAAAAAAGGCUAUUGAUACAAGAAAACAGUCUGGACUGCCACAUUUCCUAGCGCAUCUGCAUUGUUUGAAGCAAUCCUUGACAUGGAAGAUGGCGUCUGAAAGCUUUCAACAAGCCAUGAUUACACUCCCUGAAAGUUCACUGCUACCUUCAGCCCCAAAAGGAAGCCUUGGAAUAAUCUUCCAUGAAGCUGGCCUGAGCUCUUCCAGGAAAUCAACCAGACCGGGUGACGCAAUGUUGCAACGUAAUAAUUUUUCAGCAUCACAACAACUUUAAUGUCAUAUAUGUUGUGUCAGUCUUUCUUUCAUUUCGUAAAUUUAAAGCAUUUGAUAGGUGACCUGAUUUUUUAACAUAAUCAUGUAAUAUUGCUUUUAAAAACCAUCCUGUUGCCGCCUUAAAAUAAUAGGCUGAUAUGAAAGAUCCUGCUUAGUUCCUCUUGGGCUUUCUGUACUGUCAGCAUUGUCAUAUUCACAUCGCUGAAGAGAGAUAAAACGAUGCCCUGUUACUGACAACCUGGGCAGAGGGGUAGCCUAGUGGCUGAAGCGUUCGCUCAUCAUGCCGAAAAGCGGCAUAAAACCAAACCCACUCACUCACUAGUGACCAUCCAAGGAGUGACAUGGCUGCAAUAGUUUUUGUGGCGAACAUCGGGGCUCAAAAUGAGUGAUAAUUUGGAUGAAAUAUUCCACAAGAACUUGGAAGAAGGGAAAGGACACCCACUGAAACACAGAUUAAGUUUGGUCAUUUGAAAAAGAAUAGGUUAGCGUCAUUUAUGAAAUUAUUAUUUUUGUUAAUGGGCAAAAAAUAAAGAAAAACCAUGUAGUUCUUUGGUGUUUUUGGAAAUUGCACAAAAUGCAUUUGCAAAUUUAAUAUCUUUAAAGGAUGACUAGCAUGUUAGGAACAUUAAUUUCUUGGAGUCUUUAAGAUGAAUUCAAUCAUGACUUGGAACCAGCUUGUAGUGGUCAUGAAAUGUAACAGAGGAAACCAACCUUGUAAAGAAUAUUGUUAAUGCAAACAAGUGCUCCAGAAUUGUUUGUGUUCAAUUAUGAGAAAGCAUGAUCGAUUGCUUAGUCGUUUAGUGACUGCGACUGAUCUUCGAUUAUUUCAAUUAAUCGGACCACCACUACCGAUACCUUGCAUCAUAAUAUAAAAAGAAGUUAUUAUCCAUAAAAUAUAGUACCUUUCAGUUUCUUAUUAUUCAUCAAUUUCUAACAUACCAAUCAAACAGAUAAAAAAAACAAUGACUGUAAAAAUAACUUAAAUAGCGAUUAGCACCAACAUAAAUGGGGCACAGACACAAUGUAUGUUUAACAACACCUUAAACGUCGCUAAUCAAUCCAAAAGCAAACCAGCAGAGAGCUAUCAAUUUGGGAAUGUAAAAUAGAAAUGAAAAGAAGAUAGUCCUUAUGCUGAAAAAACAAAAUCUCAAAAAAUGUCAAAAUUU
This is a messenger RNA of Haliotis rubra (blacklip abalone), 2432 nucleotides long. RefSeq names its product E3 ubiquitin-protein ligase XIAP-like. Lineage: Eukaryota; Metazoa; Mollusca; Gastropoda; Lepetellida; Haliotidae. Bases 95 to 1267 code for a protein of 390 amino acids. The transcript is spliced from 3 exons. The record is from RefSeq and is a predicted model, not a curated record. Gene Ontology annotation, cellular component: cytoplasm; nucleus.